Messenger RNA from Eimeria acervulina, 1692 nucleotides. RefSeq lists its product as hypothetical. The transcript is spliced from 5 exons. The coding region runs from base 1 to 1692 and encodes 563 amino acids. The record is from RefSeq and is a predicted model, not a curated record. NCBI's taxonomy places the organism in Eukaryota, Apicomplexa, Conoidasida, Eucoccidiorida, Eimeriidae.
AUGACGUGCUCCUCAGCAGCUGCAGCAUCCUUCACUCCUUCCCGCACUGUUGGGUUGCUGCUGCUGCUGCUGCUGCAGCAGCAGCUGCAUCUCCGCAGCUACGGUGUACAGGCAGCUGUUGCUCCUGAGGGUUCUUUAGCAAGCCCUAGCGCGCAGGAGCAGCACCAGCCCCAGCAGCAGCAACAGCAGCAGCAGCAGCAGCAGCAGCAGGAUGAAGCUCCAAUAAUAUCAGAUGAGUUGCUGCUAGAUCUGCUGCACAGAGCAGAAGAUAUUCAUAGGGGCCCCCUUGAGGGGCCCCCAGGAGGCUGGGAGGUGAUAUCAAAGAGUGCAGAGUGUAUAGUUUAUAGACGAAGACGCAGAGGCAUGUCUGACUACGAGUAUGCAGUUCGCGGACAUUUUGCUGAUGUGUCUGCUGCUGCAUAUUUAUCUGCUCUUAUCUCUCUUCCUCUUCGGCGCUCUUGGGAUACAACUGCUAAAGAAAUUGAGUUGCUGCAGGUCAAACAAACGCCUCCUGCUGCUGCUGCUGCUGCUGCUGCUGGUGAUGGAAGCACCAGCAGCAGCAGCAGCAGCAGCAGCAGCGGUACGGGGGCCCCCUUAGUUGAGGGGGCCCCCUCAGGGUUAUCGCCUGUUGGGGGCCCCGAGUAUGAAGAAUUAAUAUACUGGAGGGUAGGGCUUCCUUGGCCUGCAAAAGACAGAGACUUUGUCUUUGCUAGACGUUUAAGAGGCUACAGAACAGCAGCUAUUAGCAGCAGCAGCAGCAGCAGCAGCAGCAGCAGCAACCGAGUGCAUGCAUUGGUGUGCGGCCAGCUACAGGCUGAGACUGCAGCAGCACCUCCUCUGAGAGAUGCAGUCCGAGUUAAAGUAUUUGAAGCUGCUGUUGUAGCCUUUCCUGACAAUCAACAGAGCAAAGGGGGGCCCCCAGGGGGCCCCCAACCAAACCCUUACGGGGCCCCUGGUGAACCCCUAGGUGGCGACCCGGAAGCAAACGGUGUUACUUAUGUUGCGCUGCACUAUGAUAGAUCCAGGGUUGUCUCGGGUGACGCAUCGACGCUCGCAGUAGCAGCAGCAGCAACUGCAGCAAUUGCAGCAGCAGCAGCAGCAGCAGCAACUGCAGCAGCAGCAAUAGCAGCAAGAGUCUCACCAGUGCCGUCGUGGCUGCGUUCAUACAUAGCAGCACAAACUCUGCCUUCAACAAUGACGAAGCUGCGUAAAUAUGCAUUAAAGCUGCUGUCUUCAUCAGGAGAAGUGCUGCAGCCUGAAGCACUUAGGGGCCCCCAGGGGGCCCCCCUAACAGCAGCAGAUUUGCUGCUACUCAAACAACAAUUUGCUAUUCACAGCCCUCAAUGGAGACAUACUUCAAACCAAACUCCUAAUAAUAAACAGGGGCUCCCAAGAGAUGCCGAUACACCCCAGAUGCUUAGAGAAGCUUCAGUACAAAGACAUCAGCAGCAGCAGCAGCAGCAGCAGCAACAGCAGCAGCAGCAGCAGCAACAGAGACACAAACGCCAACAAACAGAGGCUUCCCAACACGCACUCUGCGUUGACGCAAGACCGAGCUCUUCUUCUUCUGCAGCAGCAGCAGCAGCAACAGCAGCAGCAGCGAGUGGCCCGAGUUGUUCUGUGGGGCCUCCGUCGAGCCGCCGCGGAGUGCCGCAGCAGCAGCAGCAGCAGCAACAGCAGCAACAGCAGUAG